AGCCUGCGGAAUUCAGCAUCUCUCUCGCUUGCAUGUUACGCCCUAUUGAAAACAAAGCAACACUGGAAAUGAGGUCCUAAAGAUGGCCAACUCUGUGGCUUCCUAUGACCAGCUGGCCCACCAGGUAGAGGCACUCCGGAAAGAGAAUUUCCAUUUGCGUAAGGAGCUGGAGGACAACUCCAACCACUUGUCGAAGUUGGAAAAUGAGACUUCUGACAUGAAGGACAUCCUGAGACAGUUACAGAGCAAACUGGAGCAGGAGGCUGGUACUUUAGCUUCCUCUGGAAGGGCAGAUGUGUUGGAUCAACUUAAAGAACUGCAUAUGGACCUCACCAACUACUAUGAGCUAAAGCAUCAGCCACACAACCUGCAUGUUCUCUCAGACACCCUAUCAUGUCUGACCAAACAGUCAGAUGGGGAUAUAGAGACAACUCUCUCCUCCAGACUGGAGAGAACUAAGAGCCUUCUUAGGCCUUUGGCCCUUCAAAGCUCGAAUCUGUCUGGGAAUGACACAAUAAUGCACCCUGGUCACCCUCACAUCCUGGAGGGAGCCCCACCCAAAAGAGCUGCGAUUGGAGGAGAGUAUCACAUUACUGCCCAGUACUUGGAGGAGUUAUGUAAAGAAAGGACUAUGCUGUUGAGUGAGAUAGAUAAAGAAGAAAGGGAGCGUUGCUGGUACUACACACAGCUCAAGGGAUUGUCUCAGCGGCUAGCAGAGCUUCCAUGUAUUGACACGUUCUCCUUGCAAAUGGACCUCAUUCGCCAGCAGCUGGAAUUUGAAGCCCAGCAACUGCGUUCUGUAAUGGUGGAACGUUUUGGAACCAGUGAUGAAAUGGUACAUAGGACUCAGAUCCGUGUGGCUCGUCUGGAACAGCUGGAAAAAAAACUACAGGAGGCUCAGGAAUGUCAAAGCCCCCAGGACAAUGGCCUGUGUGAACCUCAGAUUUUUAACUGUGAGAAGACAUCUAAUCCUGAAACUGAGAAUGCAAGUUCUGCUUUUGCUCUUGAAGCGUCAGGUGAUAGAGGGAGCAAGGUGGAGAUGGUUUUCUGGCUGCUCUCCAUGUUGGCUAACCGAGACAAGGAAGAGAUGACACGAACUCUCUUGGCCAUGUCUAGUUCUCAAGACAGCUGCAUUGCCAUGCGCAAGUCUGGUUGUGUCCCCCUGCUUGUGCAGAUAUUGCACAACAUUCCAGGGGCCACUGAAGAAGCAUUGAGGGGUGCAGGGUGCAAUCGGGAGGUCAAGUCCAGAGCCAGUGCUGCCCUGCACAACAUCAUAUACUCACAGCCAGAUGAAGGGCAGGCCCGGAGAGAGAUGAGGGUGCUGCACUUGCUGGAACAGAUCUGCUCCCACUGUGACAGUGGCUGGGAUUGGAUGGAGAGUCAUGUUGGGAAGCUCUCUCCUGGGGGCACCAAGACCACUGACAUCCCUGAGCCAUUAGACCCCCUGAUCUGCCAGGCUAUGUGUGGUAUAAUGAAGCUCUCAUUUGAAGAGGAAUAUCGACGUGCCAUGAAUGAACUUGGGGGUUUGCAAGUAGUUGCAGAGCUGAUGUAUCUCGAUCAGGAGAUGUAUGGCAUGCAAAAUGACCCACUUAAUAUGGCACUCCGACGCUAUGCGGGCAUGGCACUCACAAACCUUACUUUUGGAGACGUUGUCAACAAGGCAACUCUUUGCUCCAAGAAAGACUGCCUGCAGGCCAUUGUUGCGCAACUUGCAUCUGAUAGCGAGGAGCUACAUCAGGUAGUGUCAAGUAUCCUUAGAAAUCUAUCAUGGCGAGCUGACAUCAACAGCAAGAUGGUCCUCAGAGAUAUUGGGAGUGUAUCUGGAUUGAUAACUUGUGCUCUUCAAGCCACCAAGGAAUCUACCUUAAAGAGUUUACUCAGUGCUCUUUGGAACUUGUCAGCACACAGCAUUGAGAACAAAGUGUCAAUUUGCUCAGUGGAUGGGGCCCUUGGCUUUCUGGUCAGCACACUCACCUACAGAUGUCAGACCAACUCAUUGGCCAUCAUUGAGAGUGGAGGAGGUAUCCUGCGCAAUGUGUCCAGUCUUGUGGCCACACGAGAAGAUUACAGGCAAAUUCUCCGGGACCACAACUGUCUCCAAACUCUGCUGCAACACUUACGCUCUCACAGCCUAACGAUAGUGAGCAAUGCAUGUGGGACUCUUUGGAACCUGUCUGCUCAAAGUGCCAAGGACCAGGAGUUACUGUGGGACAUGGGAGCAGUCAGCAUGUUACGCAACCUAAUCCAUUCCAAGCACAAAAUGAUUGCCAUGGGAAGUGCUGCAGCUCUAAAAAAUAUAAUUACAAACCGCCCCUUAAAGUAUAAGGAUGCUGCUGUCAUUUCCCCUGGAUCUUGCAUGCCUUCUCUAUAUAUGAGGAAGCAGAAAGCAUUAGAGGCAGAACUAGAUGCAAAGAACCUGACAGAGACCUUUGACUCUCUUGAAAAACUAAGUCCAAAACACCUCAGCAUUAAGAAGCCUCUGCGACACAUAGAAAGCCUGGCGAAGGACUAUGCCUCUGACUCUGGAUGCUUUGAUGAUGACGAAGCCCCUAAUGUCUGUGGUAGCCUUGACACUGGUAGUUUUUCCAUGCUUUCCAUGUUUCUGUCUAACUCUAACCUCCUCCAAAAUCAGCCUUGUAAGAAAGACAAUGAGCCAGAGAGAGAGGUUGUGCUAUUACAGACAAUGGAAAAUGGGCCCACCUUUACUGAUGAUGUGUCUGCUGCUGCAGAGAAGUUAGCUAAAAAGAUCACUAAUACUGUGGCCAAGAUUGAUAAGCUUGUGGAGGACAUCACCAUGCAUACAUCUUCAGAGGACAGCUUCAGCAUCAGUUCAGAGGACCAUUUUGCAGACUGGCCCUAUGGUUCCGGUGAAUUGCACGAGGCCCGGGCCAAGUCUUGUUCACCAUUCCACUUUUCUGAUACCAGCAGCCUUGCCCACAAAGAUCAGCUGAGCAGAGCCCAUGCUCUUUUGCGCCUCAAAACUGCCCACAUAAGUUUAUCCACUGAUAGUCUUAACAGUGGCAGCACCAGUGAUGGCUACUGUGGAAGCAAGGAUCAAAUCCAACCCUCAUCAAAAGUAGUAGCAAAGCAAAGCCGGCCUAAUAAGCUUGACCUUAAGCUGGCUCAUCAAGAAUAUCUUGGGGAUGCUCUGGUCCUCCAUGAAACAAAUCAAACUGAAGUCCCAAGGAGAGAUUCUAUAAAUGGAGAAGUGAAAUUACCAGAAUCCAAUAGCACAGAAACUGAGAAGUAUCAAGAGCUUCACCCACAAACACCAGCAAGUGUAUCAACAAAAUUAUCCUCUGAUGUUAGCAUGACUUCCGUAAAGUUGUCCCCCUCUUAUAACCAUGUCCCGUUGAUUCAAAGUGUUAACAAGUUAGGUAUAGCAAAGACUUCCAUCAGUGCUCAAGAUGCCCAGGCAAUGAGAAGACAAGCUUGGGUUCCAACUGUAAUGACUGGGGGAAGUAUUUUAAAAUGUUCUCCAAUGAGCACUGCUAAAAGUCCAAUACUUGGGCCAAUGGAGACACUACAGAAGUAUUCAGUGGAAAACACACCAAUCUGUUUUUCUCGUUGUAGUUCCUUGUCCUCCCUCUCUUCUGGUGAUGGAGCACUUGACGGGCACAGUCAAAGUGAAUAUGAGUUAGAGAGUGAAUUAUCUCUUGAGAUCAUUGAAGUGGACGAUACUGAAGUGUUAAACAGAGAGGAAGAAAAUGAGACCAAGGACGAUCUGAGAUGUGAUAAACAACUGCUAGUGACUGAUUCAAGAACCAACAGGUCUGACCCUAUAGAAAUUCCCUGUACAGUUAAGCAUGAGAAGAUAUUCCUCCGGGCCGGAUCACCUAGCAUACUUGAGGACAGAUCACCCUCAAGUUCUUCUGAAAACUACAUACAGGAGACACCCCUGGUAAUGAGUCGUUGUAGUUCAGUUAGCUCCCUGGGUAGCUUUGAGUCUCCCUCCAUUGCCAGCUCUAUUCUGAGUGAUCAGUGCAGUGAAAUGAUUAGUGGAACCUUAAGCCCAAGUGAUCUUCCUGAUAGUCCAGGACAAACCAUGCCCCCGAGCCGCAGCAAAACUCCAUGCUGUGUUGAAUCUAGUGGCCCAGAUACACAGACUACAGUAAUAGCUGGACAAUGGGAAAGCAGCUUGUGCAAAUUCAUGGAAAUUGCAGACUUCAAGGAAAGGUUUAAUAUACCUCCUGAUUUGGACACAAUGAUAUACUUCACUGUGGAGAAGCCAACAGAAAACUUUUCAUGUGCAUCUAGCUUAAGCGCUCUUCCUCUUCAUGAGCAUUACAUUCAGAAAGAUGUUGAACUUAAAUUGACACCCUUGCAGCAGCAGAAAGAAAAUGAUUUUGCAUUCCCUGAUGAUAAAGAGCAUUCAUCAGUGAUGGACCAAGGAGGUAGAUAUAGUGAAGGAAAUUCAGAUGAAGACACAGAAAUUCUCAAAGAAUGCAUAAAUUCAGCAAUGCCUUCCAAAUUCAGGAAAGUAAGACCCUCUUUGAUGUCUACUUUACCAACCCAUGUUCUCAACUGCCAGUCUCGGAAACCUAUACAUGUGCCAAUGUACAUGAUGCUUCCAAACAAUGGUAAACAAAUGUGUACUAAGGUUGUUAUGCCACAAAAGGACAACCAGCUUGAUGAUUCAUCAUUUACUGACUCUGCAGAGGGCACUCCUAUCAACCUCUCCAGCACAACAUCUUUAAGUGAUGAAACACUUCAGUAUCCAGUUAGGAACACAGGUUCAAAAGAUUGGCCGGUUAGGAAUAGUACUAAACAAGAACUUCUGAAUGAUGAGGCAAAGAGAAUUGAAGACCUUCGGAUUUUCUCACACUUCCAUAAGCCCUCUAAAAUAACUAGUCGACAUGACAUGCUAGUCGGUACAAUGAGCAGAUCAAUUAAACAUGUCAUUCCCACUCAGAAAGUGCUGAUGCAGAGCAAAGAAGUAACUGAUCGAGUGGUAAAUCAGAGAAACUGUGAUCAGGCAUCUUAUGAACAAAGACAAAAGCUGGCUCUGACAAGGAAACUAGAACUUCCUGUCAAAAAACAAAAUACAGAGGCCAAUCAAAAUCAGAGAGCCCCCCAAAGACAUGUGGCUUCUGAGCCUAUUUGUCAUAUCACACCAACUGAGGGGGCAAUCUACUGUUUCUAUGAUGAAGAAAGAGAAAAAAAACAAGGAAAUACAAAGACGACAGAGAGACAGCUAAAUAAGGAGAGUAACAGAGAUAUUGUUUCUCGAAGCAUGACAAAUAUUAGUAGGAUUGACAACACCCAAAUAAGACACAAAGUUGUUAAUAAAGUAAGGCAGACUCUAAUCAGGGAUGACACACCACUGUGUUACUCACUAAGCUCAUCUCUUAGUUCAUUGAGUGAUGCAGAUUUGAAAGACCGCAAAUCUAAAUCUCUCAAAGUUUUGGGAAAAAACAAACACAACCAAGCAUCUAACAAGGUUCAGCAAACAAAAACAAUGCAUGUCUAUGACCGGUAUGGCGGACACAGCUCACCAAGUUCAGUAAGUAUGGAUUCAGAGGAUGAUCUUCUGCAGAAAUGCAUAACAUCUGCAAUGCCCAAGCAAAAGAAGAAACUUUCUGCGAGAAAGAAGAAUCUGAAAAAGAGGAACCCACAAAAAGUAUCUGAUGGGUGGAACAUUGAACAAGGCUGCGACAGUGACGAUACGGCUUCUGACAUAGACUCAGACCUCAACAGUGUUGAGUGGAGAGCAAUACAAGAGGGAGCCAAUUCUGUUGUUAACAGAUUACAAGCAUCAAAAUCUCAAGAACAUUCAUCUGAAGAAUCUGAAUCUGUACUUUCCUUCAUGUCUGGAUCUAGCUUUACCCCCAAAGAAAAGAAGUUUUAUGUAGACAAAAAGGCAAACAAACCCCUUGACUUUGCUCCACGUAAGCCUGUUCCCAAUAUGCCAAUGGUUUUUAGAGGCAGAACGGUGAUAUACACACCCAAAAAAGAGAUUGCUCUUUCACAAAGGCCACUGCCAAUGAAAGUGUCAAUCAAGUCAGAUGCUCCAAAAAAUCCAAACUUGGCUCAACAUCGAUCAAAGAGCCUUCACAGGCUGGGGAAACCCCAAGAAAUAGAGUUGUCAUUGCCUAAAAGGAGCUCAACUCCACCUCCAAGGAUACCAAAGAGUUCAUCGUCUGGAUCAUCUCAAAGCUCAACCCCAUCAAGGGAGUCACAGAGGAAGUUGACCUCCCCAUCUCAAUCAACAAAAGCCAUCCCCCAAAAAAGUGCCACUCCUGCUAGUAUUUCAUCUGAAAGAAAAGGACGCUCCCUCGUUUGUUCAAAUCAGAGUCUGAAAUCUCAAGCACAUAAGACACAAAAGUCACCUGUCCGAAUAACAUUCAUGCAGAACUCCACAAGGCAGUCCAGAACAGUAUCACCUCUAGUGACAAAUCAACCUACAAAUAUCAAUAGACCACAUACUCAGGUACCAGAAAAAAAGACUGUUCCUGCCAAUCGUUAUGACUUUGUACGGAUGACCUCUGUUCAGUCAAAUAGCAGUGAGUCGGAUCAGAAUGGGCUCUUAAGACAACUGACCUUCAUUAAAGAGUCAAAGACUCUUCUUAAACGUAGUGGUUCUUCACCAUGCUCCAUGGCUACAACCCAGCAGGCAUCAUCCAUGAGAACAUGUCCAGGCGGUUCUGCAGUCUUCCUCUGUUCGUCUCGAUGCCAAGAGCUAAAGGCAGUUGUGCAGGCACCAAGAAUAAUGCAAGGAAAGUGCCAUGAGCCAAAGCAGCAAGAUAAAGGGGAAACAGUCAGUCUUACUAGAACCACAUCUAGUGAACACAACCUACAUGCACGACGUUUGUCUAGGAGAACCAGCUCUGAAAGCCCCUGUAGGGUACCUAAGAGAAAUGGAUCAGGGAGAGUGUCUGGAGACAAGCAGCAAGAAAAAGAUACUUUCAAGCGGUAUUCCUCUUCACCCAGUAUAAACAUUCUGAGCCGGGUUACCAGCCGCUCCUCUCUCCGGUCUUUGUCUUCUGACUCAAGUGGGCGAACAAAGAGUGAGGAUGAUACAAAGAAAAGGCAGCAGAGGACUGGAACACAUCUGAAUGACAAACUCACUUGGAGAAGGAUUCGGGAUGAGGAUGUACCUCAAAUCUUGAAAAAUACUCUUCCACAAACUGCUUUACCCUUGUUUGUUUCUGCUGAGCAGCCCAAAGGCAACCAGCCAGCACUGCCAUGCAAGCUACCAACAAUUUUGCUUAAGUCACGGGAAACAAGUGAUGCCACCGUCCAGACAGAAGAUUUAUUGACCAACAAGACCCAUUCAAGCACCUCUCCAACCACAGACACAGCUCUGGUCUUCUCUGAGGAGGCAGCAAGACUUGCCCUACUUAGAAAAAUCGGUAUUGCCUCUGGAGGUAACCUACAAGAUGGAGACUUUGACUGUUCCAUAAAUAGCUAUAGCACAGCUUCUACUGCAAACUCUCAUCCAGUAGAGAGUCACACAGGUGGGGUUGUCCGCUUCCGUCAAAGCUCUCCCAGCAAAGCUGUAAGGGUCACCCCAUUUAACUACAUACCCAGCCCUAUGGGGUGUUGCCUGCAAGAUAAACAGAGUCAAUCAUUCACAAUCAAUAAGAAUUCAAAUGAAAACACGGAGGCAUAGUUUCUUUAGUCUGUACUAAUGAAUUGUCAAGAUGAGAAAGAUAACACUUUGGACCUUUCAGGUGAAUUAGCUUUUUAACCUUGCAUUAUGACCCUUGGCCCAAUCCCCUCUG
Hypomesus transpacificus is the source of this 7724-nucleotide messenger RNA. RefSeq names its product APC regulator of WNT signaling pathway 2 (gene apc2). The record is from RefSeq and is a predicted model, not a curated record. Gene Ontology annotation, cellular component: cytoplasmic microtubule; beta-catenin destruction complex; catenin complex. Gene Ontology annotation, molecular function: gamma-catenin binding; microtubule binding; beta-catenin binding. Bases 83 to 7612 code for a protein of 2509 amino acids. Gene Ontology annotation, biological process: Wnt signaling pathway; nervous system development; regulation of cell differentiation. The transcript is spliced from 15 exons. Lineage: Eukaryota; Metazoa; Chordata; Actinopteri; Osmeriformes; Osmeridae.